This is a messenger RNA of Schistosoma turkestanicum, 4564 nucleotides long. Lineage: Eukaryota; Metazoa; Platyhelminthes; Trematoda; Strigeidida; Schistosomatidae. The record is from the annotation of a GenBank genome assembly.
UAUUUUAACAGAAUAGUAACAGGAUGAUACUCAAGGAUGAUGAACUUAUGGCUAAUAUUUUAUAUUACAUGCUUGAAGAUUACCCUCGUCAUGCUUUGGUUGCUUUAAACUCGGCCCACAAUAAAUAUUCGAACGAUCCGUUUAUCAAACUACUAACUGGUGUCCUAUUAGUAGCAGAAGGCUCAUUUCAAGAUGCUCUAAAGCACUUCAAUGAGCUCAAGACCAAGGAAGAGUUUUCUCUCGCUGCCCUAAUAUGUAUUGCACAUUUACAUAAGAAACUGCCAGAAAUAUAUAAAGAUGUAGUAGAAGAAUGUGAAAACAAGAUAAGAGAGUUCAGGAAGCAUGCUACUGAUAAAUCUCUCUAUUUUGGUGCUCUAUCACUAUUUUUGUUCAAAAGAUACGAAAAGGCCAGAGAAUACGCUGAAAAGGCACUUAAAAGCAAUCCACAAUCGAGGCAGAUAUUAUGUCUGAAUGGAUGGAUUGGAUUAGUGUCUGACAAUGAAGAUUUUCACAGGAAGGCUUUGAAAUAUUUUGAUGAAUCUGAAUAUGACGAGGAAACCAUGUCGAUUGAGUGUUUGAUGGGUAAAAUCAAAUAUUUACAAGUCUCCAAGUCAUUCUCAUCCGCUAUGGAAGUCGUCAAUAUUGUGGUAGUAAAGUUUCCAAACUACGUCCCUGCAUUGAUUGAGAAGAUGCGGAUUCAGUUUGUAUUUCAAGACUGGGAACUAGCUUCAGAUACAGCUAUCAGAUGCCUGUCGAUAGACCCUAAGUGUAUAGAGGCGUUGAAGUUUCAAAUUUUGUGUCUGCUGUGUUACGAAGGAAACAGUAGUGCAGCACUGGAAAAGCUGGAGGAACUCACAAAAGCACUUGAAACAUCAGAACCAAAGUCAUCGAACCAGUAUUUUUUAGUUUCUAGACUGAUAUCUUCAAUCUGUGGUCGUGAGCCUACAAUACUACAAAAGGUUCAGGAACUAUGUGAAAGAGCAGUUGAACUGACUCCUGGAAAUCAUUAUUACCUAAUCAACUUGGGUCAUAUUGUUCUCAUGCAGGGUAAACUAAAGGAGGCAAUUCAGCAUUAUCGAAGUGCGAUAAAUUUGUGCGAAACAAGCUUUGAUGGACUUAAAGCUGUUGUUAAAUGUCAACUUCUUCAAGGCAAUCUACAUGAGGCUUCAACACAACUAGAAUUUUUGAGUGAAUUACAACCAACGACUGGAAGGUCUGCAGAAGUGAGCUAUAUGGUCUCUGUACUUAGACGCAAACAAGGCUUAUCAAUGUCACAGAUACUAAUGCCUUUGAAUGAAGCUAUGGAGUUGCAACUUUCUAAACUUCGGAAUGUCAGUUUGAGCCUUGAAUAUUAUGAACAGUUGAAUCCAGACUUUCUUGUUCAAAUUAUCAGUGAAUAUCUGAUCCAUGCACCACCUCAACCUCCAAAUAUUGGUAGUACAUUUGGAAUAUCUAAUGAUAUGGUAUACAUGAAUCAUCAAGAUGAUUCAGUUCUUAUGCGAUGCUUGCGUAUUUUAGAACCAUUGGCACUUGCAGCUCCUGGUUUUCUAAAGGGAAUAUACCUGAUGGCAUACGUUCAUUAUAUGUUGGGAAACACUACGGUUGCAAUGUCCAAUGUGAAAAAAUGUUUAAAUUUAAAUCCAUCUUUUCUUGAAGGUUAUAUUUUGAUGGCUCAAAUCUAUCUUUAUAUGUCAAAUUUAAAAGCUGCUGAACAAACUUUAGAAACUGGUGUAGGAAAUAAUUUUGAAGUACGUAAUCAUCCAUUAUAUCAACUUGUUCGUGCACGUUUAAUGAAAGGACAAGGUUCAGCUAAAAUAUCAGUACAAAUAUUAAAACAAGCAAUUGCAAAUCUUUCAAAUAAUUCACAACCUUUAAAAUCGAAUGGUUUUGAUUAUUCAUUUGGUAAUAUAACACCAUCUGACAAACUUUCACUGUACACUGAACUUGCUGAUGCAUACAAAACUUUAGGGGAACAACAUGAAGCUACAAAAGUCUUACAAGAUGCUUAUUUAACUUUUGCUGGAACUGUAGAAGUUGCACAAGUUACAAUAGCUAUGGCUAAUUUAGCUUUAGCACAAAAUAAUUAUGAAGCAGCUCUAAGUACUUUAAGACAAAUUCAACCGGAUCAUCCAUAUCAUAUAACUGCACAACAACAUAUGGCCAAUAUUUAUUUACAUCAUAGAAAAGAGAAGAAGUUGUAUAUUGCUUGUUACAGAGAAUUAGCUGAAAAAUUAGAUACAAAUGAAGCUUAUCUUCUAUUAGGUGAAGCUUAUAUGAAUAUUCAAGAACCUGAACAUGCAAUUGAAAUUUAUGAAUCUAUUCUACGUAAAAAUCCUAAUGAUUUACGUUUAGCCAGUAAAAUUGGUCAUGCAUUUGUAAAAAUACAUCAUUACGCGAAAGCUGUAUCAUAUUAUGAGACUGCAGUGAAAACAGGUCAAAAUAGUUUACGAUUAGAUCUAGCAGAUUUACUUAUCAAUAUGAAACAAUUGAAAAAGGCUAGACGUUUACUCAAUUCUAUGUUAACUGAUGAAUUUAUGCAAUCUGCUUCUGAUAUGAAUGAACUACAAGAAUUAUGUCAUGGUUUAAAAUUAUUAGUCAAAUUACAAACAAUUGAAAAUGAUAAACUUGACGAACGAAUUAUUACUUUAAAUAGUCUGAAGUCAAUUCAAGCAAGAUUACUUAAACGUAUCCAGACUACUGAAGUUGGCGAUGUGGUAAAUGAACAAAAGAUCAGUAUGUCAGAAAUUCUUCUACAAUUAGCAUCCGUCUAUAUGUUAGAUAUUCAAACUCAAUGCGGUGAUUAUUUUAACACGAAUCGUUUUAAAGAUGAUGACAUUCAAGCAACAACAAAUUCUAACAAUAAAUUAAACACCAGUUUAUCACAGCAUUUAACUAAGAUUAUUGAUUUCUGUGAAGAGGCUAUCAAACAUGUAUCCAAUAUAACUAAUUUAAAAACAUCCCUUCCCACUCAACAAAACAACAAUGUGAAUUUAAACACUUCCAAUCCAAUGCAGCAUAACAAUGAAUUCAAUCAUAUAACAAUAUCAGCUAUUAAUAUUCAAGCUAAAGCCAUUGUUCAAUUGAUCAAUUUAUACUUGUAUACAAUGGAUUAUGUGAAUUGUGAACAGGAAAUUUUCAAAUUAGCCCAGUUACAGGAAGAAAUUGAGAUGAUUUUCACUAAUGAAUAUCUAAUGAAAAAUGUCAGCAGUGAUUUGAAUUCAGUGAAAAAUAAUACUUCAGUGUCAUUAAAACAAGCACAGAUAAACAAUAAGAUUAAUGAUUCAAUUUUUCUAUCAACUUAUAUGUCCAAUAUACCAUUGGCUGCAAUAUUUAUGUCUAGACUGAUGAUAGUCAAAGGUGAUUUUGAAACAGCAAGUAAACACUUAGAAUAUGUUUUGAAUAAAAAUCCAUGUAAUUAUGAAGCUCUGUCAAGUUUGAUUGAUACAUAUAGGAGAUGCGGUCUAUUGUCAGGUAUCCCAGAGUAUUUAGAUAAAGCUAAAUCACUUGAUCCUCAAGCUGAAAUUUCAUGUGGUUUGAACUACUGUCGUGGACUUUAUCAUUUUUACACAAACGAGUCAUCUGUAGCUUUGAAUUAUUUCAAUCGAUGUCGAAAAGAUGUUGAUUAUGCAGAGAUGGCAAUCUAUCGAAUGGUUGAAAUAUGCAUUAAUCCAGAUAAUCAAUUACUAGGCACUGAACCGAUUUCACUAUCGAACAACCUUAAUAAAAACUCAAAUAAUACAAAUGAUUUUAAUUAUGACGAAGAGUUAACCAAAAACUUCAGUAUUGGUUGUGAAACAGCUGAACAAUUAUUGAAGGAAUUGAAAGUGAUUAAAUUCAAAAGACGAUAUCGUUUUAUUUCAACCCUUCUACUGUUGACAACAGAAUCCAAGGCACGAUUAGAAUCUGCUUUAGAAAUUUUCGCUGAAAUGUCACAUGAAGAUCCGGACAGUGUGGCACCGAUUUACGGUGCAGCCGUUUGUCAUAUCCAAUUAAAACAAAGUCAAAAAGCCAGAAAUCAAUUAAAGCGAUUGGCUAAAGUACCUUGGAAUUUUCAAGAUGCUGAAGAAUUAGAAAAAUCAUGGUUACUUUUGGUCGAUAUGUAUAUACAAAAUGGUAAACUCGAACUUUGUCAAGAAUUGUUAAAAAAAUGUCUCAAAUAUAAUAAGUCAAGCGCUAAAGCUUCUGAGUAUUUCGGUUUAAUCAUGGAAAAAGAACAAAAUUUCGCUGAAGCUGCAAAGUAUUAUGAACAUGUUUGGAAUAAUUCAAAUCAUCGAAACCCAGUUGUCGGUUAUAAAUUGGCUUAUAAUUAUUUAAAAAGUCGGAAUUAUUUAGGAGCAGUUGAAGUUUCACUUCAAGUUUUAUCAAUCUAUCCAAAUUAUCCGAAAAUUCAAAAUGAUAUUUUGGAUAAAGCAAGGCUUAAUUUACGUGUUUAAAUUGUGCUUUUAUGAAGAAAAAACAAAUUUUCUUUCUUUUUUUUAAAUUAAAUAAGCAAAUUCAUGAAUAUAACAACACAAACAAUCACUCACUGGUUUUUCUUGUAUAAUAUUAUACUAAUUUCAAACAA